UAUUUGAAGAGGAUGAGUUUCAAUGCAAGGAGGAGGACGAAGUAUCCAUUCCGAGGGCGUCUUUAAAUAAAUUCAUCAAAGAUGUCGUUCCUGAUGCCAGACUGACAACAGAAACACGUGAACUUUUGUUGAACUGUUGUCACGCCUUCAUCCAUAAGUUGGCUACACAAGCUAACAUUGCUUGUGCGUCGGCCAAAAAGAAGACAAUUAGUCCGGAGCACAUCUUUCAAGGGCUUGAUGCAAUGAAUUUGUCCGCCUAUAAGGAACGAGUUGUUGUGGCUAGUGAGGAAGCAAAAGAAGAACUCAAGGGCCGACGAAUGUUAAGCGCCAGCUAUCGGUUUAAACACCAGGAUAGCGAGGAACUGGAGCGCUUGGCACGAGAGCAACAGGAAAUAUUUGAACAGGCGCGAGCUGAUUUUGUUGGCGAACAGCUUGAUCGGGGCGAUUUGCUCCUUGCAUCCGAACUGGCGGCUGCGGAUGCAGCAGCAUUACAAGGUCCCAUAGUUGGGCCAUCGGCUGACAAUCCUACCAAAGGCAUGUGUACCAACUUCUUAGCGUAUAGCUCUCUUCAUCCCGCUGGAGAUGCACAAACCAUUCCCAAACUGACCGGUUCGGAACAUGCGCGCCUUGGUGGCGCGUUGAGUUUGAACGUUAAGCACCAUGAUGAUUGUGAACGAAUUGUCAGCAAUAUUGGAUUCACGAUGGGUAUCAUUGCACUACUUGGUGUCCCUCCACCGCUGAGCAGCACCAGAGUCAAACUGAUCACACCGCCUUCAGAUACCGACGGUGCGGUUCUGUCCUUAAUUGCUUAUUGUGAAAUAU
Messenger RNA from Opisthorchis viverrini, 822 nucleotides. RefSeq lists its product as hypothetical. Gene Ontology annotation, molecular function: TBP-class protein binding; core promoter sequence-specific DNA binding; general transcription initiation factor activity. The transcript is spliced from 4 exons. The annotation marks the transcript as partial. Lineage: Eukaryota; Metazoa; Platyhelminthes; Trematoda; Opisthorchiida; Opisthorchiidae. Gene Ontology annotation, cellular component: negative cofactor 2 complex. Gene Ontology annotation, biological process: chromatin remodeling; positive regulation of transcription by RNA polymerase II; negative regulation of transcription by RNA polymerase II. The record is from RefSeq and is a predicted model, not a curated record.